UGCGUUUUCCUCCGCCGCCGAAGAUGGAUGUGGAGCGUUGAAGCUGGCGCCGCCGCGCGCUCGGCCGCUGGACUGUGGAGGAAACACGCGGACGUUAUAAGGGAUAACAGCAAAGACGUUGUGCUUAUAGGAUUUUUAUUAUUAUUAUUUAUUUAAUUUGAAAAAAGGAAUCAGCUCGUUUGGCCAGCCUGACGGAUGUAAAGGAGCUGGAUAACUAUCGACACCCAUCAUCACCAUCAUCAUCGUCAUCUGGGGCCGGUCUGAACGCGAUGUCAGAGGUGAAGCCUCUACAGGUCAGUAGACCCUCACUGAUUGGAGACAUGUUCUGAGCACGUCACAUCCGUCAUCAUGAAAGGGUUAGGAGCCAGCCGAAGUCGUCACCUGUCUGACUCAUGUGAACCGACAGGGUGCCCUCAGAAGCCAUUAUGUCCCUUGGCAUCUGACCCUCACGGCGCCUUCCUGUUGAGUCCUACAAUAAACCACUAUGGCACUCUGGACCCACAUCUCCACCACUACACUCCCACCAGUCCCACCUCCCUAACCCCUGAAUGCCUGCUGCCCUUCAGCCAGAUUCCCAACAGCAGCACUUUCCCCCGCCUGCACAUUACCCCCCAGGCUGACCAGAUCGACUGCACCCAGGCCUGCAUGGCUGGCGGUGGAGUUGGACAGGGCAGCAGGGCAGGUACUCUGUCCACCUCCUUGUCCAUGGGGAUGGGAUUGGGUCUAGGUCUGACCGGCGCGCCGAUGAUCACAAGCGGAUCUGCCACCAUCUCCUCUGCAGCAGCGGCCAAGAUGAACCGCUUACCCUCCAGCCUUUUGGAUCAGCUCGAGAGGCACCUCCCUCUGCAGCGAGACGGCUUCAGCACGCUGCAGUUCCACAGAGGACGCAUGUCCAAGCAGCGCAGCGAGAGUCCAGGACGGAUACGCCAUCUCAUGCACUCCGUCCAGAAGCUGUUCGCCAAGUCGCAGUCGUUGGAAAACUCUGCUUUGAAAGGGAGCAUAAACUCUGCUGCGGGGAGUGAGGAUGGAGGGAGGCAAAGCCGCAGGAGCAAGAGUAAAGACAGGGCUAAGACCGAAGAACCCAAACACAAAGCUAGACCGAACACGUUAAGCCUCUGGAGCUCAGAUGACACCCUGGACACUGACGCUAUCAAAGCUGGCACUAUAGCUGUCGGUUACCGCAACCCGUUGAGCAUGAUGACCCUCAGCAGAGCGGUGUCAGACAGCCAGACGGCUCUCAGACAUAUCCCACAGGGCUACAACACCAUUUCUGCUCAUUCUCUCAAGACCUCAAAAAGCAGCAGUGACCUCAAGUUCCUGGCAUGUCCGUCAGUGCAGGUGGGAGCCAAGGAGGAAGAGCUCAGGACCAGGGGGAGCAAGGAUGACAUGGUGGUAAAGAGAGGCGCUUGGUCCACACUCACUCUCAGUCAGGCCAGGCAAGUGUUGCAAAAGGGCUCUGCUACAGUGAACAGGACUCUGCUGAAGACUAAGUCAUGCCAUCAAGACCUGACUCAGCAGUUCCUUCAGGUCCCCAUGGAGGACUGGUCAGGAACGUUGGGUCAGGGGCGAACUAAAGGAAGUGAGAUCCCGUGCAGGAGGAUGCGCAGCGGCAGCUAUGUGAAAGCAAUGGGAGACCCAGAAGACAGCGAGGAGUCAGAGGGCAGUCCCAAACCUUCUCCUAAAUCUGCAGCUCGUCGCCAGAGCUACCUGAAGGCCACCCAGCACUCUCUGAGCGAGCAGCAGCCUCCAGCACCCCCACGCAAGCCCCGCUGCUACAUUCUCAUGCAGGAGGAUUAUCUGUGGUCUCCUCUGCAGAGUGCGUGCUCUAUGCAGCAUCUGAGCUCUCUGCCAUCCCUGAAAGAGCUGUCCACUAAUCGAAGUCUUGAUAACUUGGACUGCCUGGUGGGCCCCCUGGAAGUCCCACCACGUCACAGGAAUGAUUUCAGCCAAUGCUCUAGCACACUGGGCAGAAGCUUCGGCCCUCAGGUAUGCGUGCAGGGCUGUGGGCUCUCGCUGCCGUACUCUGAGGGAGAGUCGCAGGCCGUGGAGGCUCUGGACCUGCCUGCGCCCACGUGCUUCCGCUCCCGCAGCCACAGUUACCUGCGGGCCAUCCAGGCGGGCUGCUCCCAGGAUGAGGACACAGCUUCUCUGGACUCAGAGACACCACCGCCGACCAGUGCGAGCUACACCUCCAACACCCUCAGCAAUAGAAAGGCUCCUCCAGUCCCACCUCGCAUCACCUCCAAGCCCAUCAUCUCAGUGACGUUGCAGAGCAGCACAGAAUCUGCUCAAGACACUUAUCUCGACCAGCAGGACCGAGGCAGCGAGGCGAACAGCCAAUCAGGACGCAGCAACUCCUCCGACAGUCUCUGUAGCAUCCGCACGAGCAGCUUGGCCAAGGGGAUCCAGUCUCUAAUAGGCCCUGCUGCAACCAUUGCACCUGCUGCAGGCUCUGGGCCCCCUGUUCCAGCUCCUCGUGACCUCCCUUCUACCACCACUGUUGCUGCCACCUCUACCACCAAUACCACCACUUCCACAUCGACCCAAUCCCAACAUGACACCGUGAACAUUAGCAUCGUCCUAGAACAGCCCCCAACUGCACCCAAGAGGAAGCUGUCUUCUAUAGGAGUUCAGGUGGAUUGUCUUGUUCCAGUCCCAAGGGAAGAGCCAUUACUUCUGUUUACGCCUCUAAAGUUUCAGUCAAUUGGAGUUCAAGUUGAGAACGGCAGGCCUCUCAGCCGGGACAGCAGCAUGGCCUCCAGACAAAACACAGAAACUGAACCUCAGUUGCAAGAUGCCACACCCACAGAAAACACAACCAACUGCACCAACAGUCUGCCUGUGAAUGCCACUGCAACCAACGGACAGGACAAAGCCAUGGAACAGCAACUCCUUAAACACACAUCAGCCCCAUCGAGGAUAUCCAACUCGUCUGCAGAGACGCUGGAUCCAGCUUUAGAUCCCUCCUCUCUACCACCACCAGAUCCCAGCUUAGAGUGUGGAAACUGCAGCAUGCAGGGCGAUGCUGUUCACUCCAGCACGCCAGCAUGCCUCAGAGAUGGCAACUGGUUUCUGAAGCUGCUGCAGGCUGAAACGGGCCGUAUGGAGGGCUGGUGUCAGCAGAUGGAGCAGGAAACCAAAGACAACAAGCUCUCAGAGGAGGUGUUGGGGACAAUCCGCAGUGCAGUCGGCAGUGCUCAGCUCCUCAUAUCACAGAAGUUUGAGCAGUUCAGAGGGCUCUGCAAUGAGAAUCUGAACAUCAGUGCCAACCCAAGACCAACAGCACAGGACCUGGCAGGCUUCUGGGAUCUGCUCCAACUUUCAAUAGAAGAUAUAAGCAUGAAGUUUGAUGAGCUCUACCAACUGAAAGCCAACAACUGGCAGCUUCCUGAGAAGACUGAGAAAAAGGAUGAAAACAAACAGCUUCCAUCAUCGGCGCCAAAGAAACAGUCAAAGCCCCGGCUGUCAACAGGGAAGGACAGGAGCGUGGACUCUGCCGUGGACAAGCAGCGGCAAGAAGCCAGAAAACGGUUGAUGGCGGCAAAGAAGGCAGCGUCAGUACGACAGAACUCUGCCACGGAAAGUGCUGACAGUAUCGAGAUCUAUGUCCCUGAGGCCCAGACCCGCCUCUGAGACUGAGCCAGCAGCAAACGUCACGCAGAAAUCACGACUCGCUCCAGAUAUUUGUCGACACAAAUGCACAGUUCUGAGACGAACACACAUCAUCAAACGUACAGUGGAUGCACAGAGGUCGAGCUCUUUUAGCACAGCUGAUUGCAGAGACGUGACGAUCACAGGGCACUGUAAUAAUCCAGUUUGUCAAUCAGCUGCUGUGGGACAGAUAAAUCUUUACAGAUGUUUAUUACUAUUGUUAUUGUUAUUAUUGUUCAUAUUGUUAUAAUUAUCUCAAAGUAUUUCAGGACUGUCUUUAAUUGUGCAAGUCUCUUGGAUUAGGAAGUAAUGUACCUUGUGAGCUGAAGAAUCUUGGUAUCCCAGAAGUUUACUCUCUCAAUUCCUUUCACUGCGAAGUCUGCCGGCAAAUAGUGGCUGUGCAGUUUGAGCGGAGCUACCAUCCACACACACUCAGGACACACACGCAGGUGUACUCACUGUCCAGAGUCUUCCUGUUCUCUCUCUCGGCAUUUGGCUGUCGCUCACGUGUGGCGUGAGCGCGUUACUGUGUAAUUUAUGCGAUGGAGUUAAAGUACUCGGAGGUUUGAAAUGAAGAGAACCAGAGGAAGGCAGUAGCAUAUAUUAAUAUCACACUAUUAUAAUGUUCAUUUUGUAAAUGUUGUAUACCAGAUUUAUUGUUAGAAAGAGGUCAGUGUUCAGCACCAAGGUAGUUUUUUAUAAAUCAAAUACAUUUACUGUCAUUUAUUAGCACUUGAUGCAAAAUAUUCACUCCAUCUAUUUGAUCUUUCACUCCUUCACCAACAUUCUCCACACACUCUGUGAAUCCCCUGUUAAAGUCUUAAAUAGUUUUUUUAAUUCGUAUAUUUUUGAGAGGUGAGAUAAAAGAAAUGACUGCCUAGCCAGUGAGCUAUAAUGGAAUGUAAGAAUUGCCUGCAUUUACAGCUCAUAAUGACUUGAUCGCUGCACUUUCAGUUCACAUCAGAUCAAGUUUGCCCAUUUUUGAUUUUAUUUUUUUAAUUCUUUAUCAUUCUGAUUUUCACUGCAUCCUCGUGAUGCAGAGGACCAAGACAUUCACUACUUUAAUAAGGCAUUCCCAUUCAACCAGUGUGUGUAAGGGUUUGUUUGCUCCUGGAAAACAACAGCAAAGCAAUAAUUUGAUUCAGUUUCAAUCAUGUAAUCAAUAUCUGCAGUAGGAAUUUUCUGACAUGAAGUAUGAAUGUUAUUUUGCUAUGAACAUUGCUCUUGAUCUGAAAAACAAACAAAAAUCUCAGGUUGAAGACUCAAUCCUAAAAACCACUGAGUGGAAGAUUUGUUGUAUAAGCUUAAGAAUUGGCCAUAUGCUCAGAACCUCUGCAUAGUGCUCCAUGUUUCUCCAGAUCUGCUCAGUGUUCCUCCAGGACAAGUUUUAUUUUUUUAAGAUGUGCACUAAUGUACAUUUUUCACCUGACGGCUGAAAUCAUUUGUCUUUUUGGCUGUUUUUGCUUGCGGCAAAUUCCCCACCUACUUUUCUUUCUACCAAAAACUGAUACUUUUAGUUGUAUUUUCACACAUUUUGUGACAACUUUUUAUGGAAGACAGCCUAAAUAGGCCUAGUAUUCCUUAAAGGAAUGCACACCACUCAUCACCUUUUAUGAGUUUUAAACUAAAAUCAUGUCGAGAUGAUGGGGUUGUAGCAGUUUUGGUCAAACAUUGAAAUGAACGUGCAAUGUCAUCGAAAAUCGCAACGUCACGCCAAGAGUGUGUGUUGCAAAUGACUCCGCUGCUACUACAUCAUGUUUUUGUACGAUAUUUGUAAAAUUGACUGAAGUGUAGCCAUUUUUGAUUUCUCAUGUCAGUUGGCUGUGGUAGCCAUCUUGAAUUGGGUUGGCUCUUAAAGUUAAUCAGUUGUAGAUAGAUUCUGUGAGCUUCGUUAAAAUCCGUCCAGUAGUUCAUGAGAUGUUUUGCUAACGGACAUGGCAAGAACAAUAUUUCCUUUGGCAGUGGGCAAUAAUUAUAUUUAAUGCAAAGGACUUUGUUUUGUCCCAAGAUGGCAUCAAUCACUAUUUUGAUUUUAUUUAAAAAUAAUAAUUUAAAUGUUAUUAAAUCUUUUAUAAAUUCAACUACUUGUCCUUUUUUCUCUCUCUCUCUCAAUCUCUAUCUCUCUCUCCUCUCCUGAAAACGGUUACUUCAGACCAUUUCGUACUUUUUCUUCCUUGUUUGAAACUCUUCCUCUGUGGAACUGGACCACUUUCAGUGUCCAUUUUUUCUCACGGUUUAAAGAGUUCAUGAAGACAUCAUUCACAUCAGUUUUCUUUUUGCUUUCUAAAAGCUGCUUCUCCCCCUAGUGGUCGGUCCAGGUGCGCCUCUCAUCACAUGUUCAGCACCAUUUUGAAUCAGGUUAUUAAUGGAGAAAUGUAGUUGAACUGGGAAUGCUGACACAACACUGCGUUGUUGCUUUUCUUCUCUUUGUAAAACAUUCAAACUGGACAUGUGCACCUCAUUGUCCAAAGAAAUCAUUAAACAUCCCUUUGCUACAUGU
Austrofundulus limnaeus is the source of this 6151-nucleotide messenger RNA. RefSeq names its product discs, large (Drosophila) homolog-associated protein 4a (gene dlgap4a). NCBI's taxonomy places the organism in Eukaryota, Metazoa, Chordata, Actinopteri, Cyprinodontiformes, Rivulidae. The transcript has 12 exons. The coding region runs from base 349 to 3633 and encodes 1094 amino acids. Gene Ontology annotation, molecular function: molecular adaptor activity. Gene Ontology annotation, cellular component: glutamatergic synapse; postsynaptic specialization. The record is from RefSeq and is a predicted model, not a curated record. Gene Ontology annotation, biological process: signaling.